Pseudopipra pipra is the source of this 1682-nucleotide messenger RNA. RefSeq lists its product as uncharacterized. The record is from RefSeq and is a predicted model, not a curated record. Gene Ontology annotation, biological process: regulation of phosphatidylinositol 3-kinase/protein kinase B signal transduction; cellular response to cytokine stimulus; positive regulation of cell cycle G1/S phase transition. The transcript has 2 exons. Gene Ontology annotation, molecular function: transition metal ion binding; calcium ion binding; calcium-dependent protein binding. Bases 79 to 1497 code for a protein of 472 amino acids. Lineage: Eukaryota; Metazoa; Chordata; Aves; Passeriformes; Pipridae. Gene Ontology annotation, cellular component: cytoplasm.
AACAGAUUUGAAAACCAAGGGGAAAAAAGCCCCUUUAAUCUUGAUUUCUCUCCCAGGCUGCCUCGGGCUGGCAGGGGGAUGGCCCAGCUCCAGGACAACACCGGUGGCAUCAUCUCUGCUUUUUACACGGGCACCCAAAACUGCCCCCUGAGCAGGGAGGAGCUGAGGCAGCUCAUGGAGCGGGAGUUUGGGGAUGCCCUGGAGAACCCCCAGGACCCCGAGAGCAUCCAGAAGGUUCUGUGCUUCCUGGCUGAUGAGAACAACUGCAGGGUGGGCUUCAGGGAGCUGCUCAGGCUGGUUUUCCACGUGGCCAAGGCUUGUUACAAACCCCUCCAGCAGCCCCAGGGGCUGGGAGAUGGGCCAGGGCUGAGGGGACACACGGGGGGGAGGGUCCCCCCCAACCAGCAGGUCCCCGAGCAGGGUGGGGACAACCAGGACCAGGACACAGGGACACAGGACCAGGACACCCCCCAAAGCCAGGAGGGUGAGACCCCAGAGCAGGACACCCCUCAAAUCCCAGAGGGUGAGACCCCAGAGCAGGACCCCCCUCAAAUCCACGAGGGUGAGACCCCAGAGCAGGACCAGGACACCCCCCAAAGCCAGGAGGGUGAGACCCCAGAGCAGGAGCAGGACACCCCCCAAAGCCAGGAGGGUGAGACCCCAGAGCAGGACACCCCUCAAAUCCCAGAGGGUGAGACCCCAGAGCAGGACCCCCCUCAAAUCCAGGAGGGUGAGACCCCAGAGCAGGACCCCCCUCAAAUCCAGGAGGGUGAGACCCCAGAGCAGGAGCAGGACACCCCUCAAAUCCCAGAGGGUGAGACCCCAGAGCAGGACACCCCUCAAAUCCCAGAGGGUGAGACCCCAGAGCAGGACCAGGACACCCCUCAAAUCCAGGAGGGUGAGACCCCAGAGCAGGAGCAGGACACCCCUCAAAUCCCAGAGGGUGAGACCCCAGAGCAGGAGCAGGACCCCCCUCUGGGUGACGGGGCUGAAGCAGCAGGAGGGGAUCCAGAGGGAGGGGAGAUCCUGGACACUGCGACCCCAGAGCAGGACAGAGACACCUGGGAGGCUGAAGAGGCUGAAGAGGUUGAAGAGGCUGAAGAGGCAACCAAACAGGACCCAAAAACCCACUGGGCCCCAGAAACUGAGGCACCAGGAGAGGGUUCAAAGCACCAUCAGAGCCCAGAGCCCGAGCCAGCAAAGCAGGACCCGAAUCCUCCCUCUGAGACACGAGGAGAAGACCCCCAGAAGGUCUGGGAGGCCCCUUGGAGAGCUCCCAGCCCUGGGCAGACCCCGGAGCUGCUGCCCCCACAGUGGGGUGCAAGCCCCCAGCAGGAUGCCAAGGCCCAGGGAACACCCCACGACCCGGACUGGCCUCGAAUCCCUGGAUCCCAAGUGCUGGGGACGGAGCCCAGCGAGGCACAACAGCUCCGAGGACACCCCGGGGUGGAGCAGCAGCUCCUGCAGCCUCUGCACAAGUGGCCACCAGAGCAGUGAGGGCUGGGACGAGCCCAGGCUGCUCCCCCUGCCAGGACUGGGACAGUUUGUCCCGUCCCACUCUGGUUUUUCCACUUCUAAUUCUCAUUUUGUGCCUAAUUCCUUCUCAACCCCCCCGUUGGUGCCGAGCUGGGCAUGACCCGGGGCCUCCCCUCUCCCCCCUGUGUGAGCAAAGCAAUAAAACC